AACUGUUGAAGCCAGCAGGAAAAACGAGACCUUCCGCGCCGGAGUUUAGAGAAGAGUUGACCAAUCCUGAAGUCCCGUCGGCUCCAUCGGCAGAAGAACAUCAUUGCGAGUGUGUAGUCUGCAUGGAACUAGAGGCCCAAGUCGUGUUCCUGAACUGCGGCCACGUCUGCUGCUGCCAGAGCUGCUCCGAUGCCUUGCACAUCUGUCCGCUCUGCCGACAAGAAAUCGCGCAACGGAUCCGGCUUUUCCACAGCGGCUAGCCCACUCGUGGAUGGGAAAGGGAAAGGGGGUGUGGUUUCUUUCUCCCCCCUCCUGGGAGAGAAACCUAGGGGGUGGGCGGAAACACACACACACACACCCCUUUGGCAUCUCAGCCUUCCUCAUUUCUGUUUUUGCACGUCUUGUUUACUCAAAGCUUUAGUCAAAGUCAAAGCUGCUCGCUCGGAGUGCCUGUCUUGUGUUUCCGAGCAGUCCCCGCCGGUAAUUGCGCACGCCGGACGAUGGGGGCGGGAAGGAAGUGCGCGCCACGCCUUUGCACUAAAUAAUGUAUGCUGGUUGGAUUUUUUUGCUCGCAGUUCAUGUCCGCUGUCCAGGAGGAGUGUAAAUUAAUUCCAAACGUCCAGGCAAUUGGGGAAUAACUGAAGGACGCCCAAAACUCUUGGUUUGCUUCCUUGAAAACAUUUCGCUUCUCAUCUCAAGAAGCGAAUUCUUCAGAUUCUUGGAUGAGAAGCCAAAUGUUUUCAAGGAAAGACCAAAAGGAACAAAAGUCCAGUCGGCUUUUGGAAAAGCACCUUGGCAUUGGGCGAUGGAGAAUCUCCGUACGCAGCUGGGGGGAGACUCGGCAUUUAACCCCUUGGAGGAAUUUAGGGGAAGGGUUGGUGACGGGAUCAUCCUCGUGGGCAAAAAAAAAAAAAAACGUGUGUUGGAGAACAAAAAGCUGCUUUUAUACAGGGAACCUCAGUCUGGGUCGAUCUCAAGCGACUAGUCCUCGCUGAAAUGAUUUGAACCUUCCUGCCGUUAUCUUCCUGUUGACAUUUGGGAAUUGAAAAGAGGGGCCGUUUACGAAAAUAGUGGAGGGGAAGGGAAGGGAAAGAUCUCACCAGCCAAAGAUGGCAUUCCUGGCAUGACCACUCCCUUAAGAGACAAAAGUUGAUGCCAGGUGGGAUGAAUGCAGGUUGGAUUACUGGAAGGUAGUGCCACAAUUGGGUGCCAGUUCUGUUGUGCUUGGCACCGCAUAUAGUUAAUAACUUGGUUAAUUAGUCAGUAAAUGGACUCGAACUGCCUGGGCAGGCUCUUCUCCAGAAAGUUCUCUGCCCACCUCUUCCCCCCAUCUUUCUGGGGCUGCCCCAGUUGAGGGGGAAGAGUCCAGAUAGGGACCUCCCAGGUUGGAUCUGCUGUCUCGAAUCUUGAGCCUUGAGGAUGAUGGGAUGAGGAGUCCUUUCCCGAGCUAGAAAGAGGGGGAAAAAUUGCUGGCAGAGCAGAGGUGUCCAACUUCGUCAACUUUUAAGACUUAAAACUUCUGAAAGCCAGCGUGAGGGAUUCUGGGAGUUGACGUCCACAAAUCUUAAAAAGUGGCCCAAUGUUGGACACCCCGGGUUGUACAAUCUGGAGGGUGGAGAGGACUGGGAAACUCCCACCUUCGCCCCGAUUAUUGCAUCAAUCUUCCUAGGGCAGUGUCGGCGAAACGGGUGCGUGUGUGUCUCCCGCUUUCUGGCAUGAAUGUGCGUGUAAAGACCAGCUGGCCGAUGCCAGUAACCAGAAUUGUCUUCCCAGUGCGCGCCAUGUGCACCGGGCAGCCGAUCUUCCAGGUUCCGGCACUCCCGCACAGAUGAA
Thamnophis sirtalis is the source of this 1833-nucleotide messenger RNA. Lineage: Eukaryota; Metazoa; Chordata; Lepidosauria; Squamata; Natricidae. The record is from RefSeq and is a predicted model, not a curated record.